Seriola aureovittata is the source of this 1964-nucleotide messenger RNA. RefSeq names its product NIPA magnesium transporter 2 (gene nipa2). Gene Ontology annotation, molecular function: magnesium ion transmembrane transporter activity. Gene Ontology annotation, cellular component: membrane. The record is from RefSeq and is a predicted model, not a curated record. Bases 338 to 1444 code for a protein of 368 amino acids. Gene Ontology annotation, biological process: magnesium ion transport. NCBI's taxonomy places the organism in Eukaryota, Metazoa, Chordata, Actinopteri, Carangiformes, Carangidae. The transcript is spliced from 6 exons.
GCGAGACCAACCAGCUAGCUAGCUAGCUAGCUCAGCUCGCUAAUGUAAGCUAACGUGGCUAACGAGGGAUAGCCUAUGCUAGCAGUUAAAUACUUGUAAAAACGAUCUGAACAUAAGGCGGCGGUGCUGCUGUGCCCGCUGCGGUCGAAGUGGUUGCCCAGAUUAGCCCGGUACUUAUCAAACCAGACCCUGUGAAAGGGCGACUUCAGGCUAGCUCGUUGAGGAGCUGCACCUAGCGCGCCCAGGUGUCUGGGCUGGCCACAACUGCACUCUUGCUCAUCAUCUACACUGUUUGGUCGUAAAUGUGACAGAUCACUUCAACACAUCCAGCCUUACUAUGGGUCAGGACAGGGGGAAGUAUGACUUUUACAUCGGUCUGGGAUUGGCCAUCAGCUCCAGCAUCUUCAUCGGAGGCAGUUUUAUCCUCAAGAAGAAAGGACUUCUGAGGCUGGCGAGGAAGGGGUCUAUGCGGGCAGGCCAGGGUGGUCAUGCAUAUCUAAAGGAGUGGCUAUGGUGGGCUGGUUUAUUAUCAAUGGGGGCCGGUGAAGCAGCCAAUUUCGCAGCAUAUGCCUUCGCUCCUGCGACUCUGGUCACCCCACUGGGAGCCCUCAGUGUGCUUGUGAGCGCGGUGCUGUCGUCGUACUUCCUGACGGAGCGGCUGAACCUGCAUGGGAAGCUCGGCUGCAUGCUCAGCAUCCUGGGCUCCACCACAAUGGUGAUUCACGCACCGCAAGAGGAAGAGAUCAGCAGCCUCGACCACAUGGCCAGGAAGCUGGUCGACCCAGGGUUUUUCAUCUUUGCCACUCUCGUCAUCAUCGUGGCCAUCAUCUUCAUAUUUGUUGUGGGUCCCCGUCACGGUCAGACCAACAUCCUCGUGUACAUCACCAUCUGCUCAGUAAUCGGGGCGCUGUCGGUGUCCUGUGUCAAAGGACUUGGCAUCGCCAUAAAGGAAGCGAUCUCUGGGAAGAAUGUUGUGAGGAACCCGCUGGCAUGGUUCCUGCUUCUGGGUCUGGUGGCCUGUGUGAGCACACAGAUCAACUACUUGAACAAAGCUCUGGACAUAUUCAACACCUCCCUGGUGACUCCCAUCUAUUACGUGUUCUUCACCACGUCUGUGCUCACCUGCUCCGCCAUCCUCUUCAAGGAGUGGGAGCACAUGGGCACCGACGACGUGAUCGGCACCCUCAGUGGCUUCCUCACAAUCAUCGUGGGCAUCUUCCUGCUCCACGCCUUCAAAGACAUCAGCGUGAGCUUGGCUACUCUCGCCGUGUCCAUGAGGAAGGAAGAACGGGCGUUCCCUGCAGCCAAUGGCAUGACUUCCCACAGCACGUACGAACUGCUGCAUAACGAGUCCACUGGGGACGUGGAGGACAGAGAAAUGGGUUUGCCUUUCGACAGCAUCUCCAGAAGGAACGGGGCAAUGACUUCCUCAUUGGAUCAUUAAGGAACUUUUUUUCUUUUUUUUCCCCAGCCCCCGACUGACUGACCAAUCGUGGCAUUGUUGUGUAAGAACAAGACAAUCAGCUGUAUGGGGAGAAGUGACUUGGACAGACCAGUGGAUUGUAUUUAAUGCUUUAAUUUGCCUUACUUUUACUCAGAAUAUGACCUGCUCAUAUUCAGUUACAGUUAAAACUUAAUUUCAUUCCUCUGUAGCGCUGUAAAUAUGAGUUUUUUUAAAAGAAAUGUUUUGUUAUAUGUACAUGCAUAUUCAUGUAAUGAAUUACUUUCUAUAAAUCAGGAGGUUUUAAUAUAUCUUCUAUAUGAGGUCCUGCUGACGAUGACUGCAGUUAAGAGGACGUUCACUAUGAUUUGAGUUUUCGUGAUACUUGAAGGUAACAACAGUUUUUGUUGGGAGUCAUUCUGAACUUUUUUUUUGUAGUGUUUACAUGAAAAGCUCUCGAGACGAACCAACAGAUUUGUUACAUAUUUAUUGAAUUAAAAUGAUUAAAACAUUUGAAACACAA